GUGAGUGGGUGUAUAAUUUGUGUUUCUUACUCAUCGUUCCAGUGCUUUAUUACUAAAAAAUAAAUAUAUAUCUGAAGAACAUCGUCGUGGACAAUGUUUAUAUUGAUAAGAUUAUAUUUUGUUUGCGUUAAUGCUUAAAUUGCAUAUUGCAAUUGUGUUUAGUUCGUAGUCGUAAAGGUACAGUUAAAAUGACACGACUCUAUUACACGUUUUUUCUUUUAUUUACCGUAUUUAUUAAGGAUACUUUGCUGCGCUCGAUCGACGAUGAACCUUUUUUGAAGACCCCGCAAUAUACAAACUACGAUGAUUUAGUGAAAUUGUUCGACGAGUUAGAAACAAAUUAUCCAGAACUGGCGAAAGUGUAUUCGAUCGGGAAGUCUGUUGAAGGACGUCGUUUGUUAGUGAUACAGAUUAGCGAAGGUGUUAAAAGUACGCACCCUGAACGACCUGCUUUCAAAUAUGUGGCUAAUAUGCACGGUGACGAAUCUGUUGGACGCCAGUUAAUGAUCUACUUGGCGCAGUAUCUUUUGGUUAACUAUGGAAAAGAUGACAGGGUAACAAAACUGGUGAACACCACAGAAAUACAUUUGAUGCCUUCAUUGAAUCCUGAUGGAUUUGAAAAGAGUAAGGAAGGGGAAUGUGAAUCACUACAAGAAGGUGAUGGUCGUAACAAUGCUAAAGGUGUUGACUUGAAUAGGGACUUCCCCGAUCAGUUUGACCGUAAUCGGUCAAAUGAUGAUGCAUAUCUGUUCGGAGGUAGACAGCCGGAGACCGCUGCAAUUAUACGAUGGGUGCUCAGCAAGCAGUUUGUGUUAUCUGGUAACCUGCAUGGUGGUGCUAUUGUUGCCAGCUAUCCUUAUGAUGAUUCAAGCACUGGCAAAGAAUGCUGCGAAGAGAGUCAGUCGCCUGAUGAUGCAUUGUUCAAGCAUCUCGCUUCAGUAUACGCGAGCAGACAUGCUGAUAUGAAGAAAGGAAAUGCCUGCAAGCCGGAGACGUUCAAAGACGGCAUCACUAAUGGCGCGUUCUGGUACUCAGUGCCAGGUGGUAUGCAAGACUUCAACUACGUGAACUCGAACUGUUUCGAGGUGACGUUCGAGUUGUCGUGCUGCAAGUAUCCGCGCGCCGCUCAGUUGCCGCACUUCUGGGACAUCAACCGCGACCCCCUGCUCGCCUACAUUGAGCAGGUUCACGUCGGCGUCACUGGAUUCGUGCUGGAUGAAGAUGGCGAGCCUGUCAAGAAUGCACAAAUAGUUGUGGAAGGCAUUAAACACUCUGUACGGAGUACGGAGCACGGCGCAUACUGGAGGCUGUUGUUGCCUGGCGAUUAUAACAUCACUACUGUGGCCUCCGGUUACGUGUCACCAACGCCAGUGACAGUGUCAGUCAGUGAAGGUGCCGCGGCGACUGUCAACUUGACUGUCAGUCGGCGUUCGCGCGCGCUCUCAGUCGCACGUAACAGGAAUCCGCGUCACAUCGACGGACUUUCUGCAGUUGACUUCGCGCACCAUGACUACAUCAAGAUGGAGGCUUUCCUGCAGAAGUUGCACGAGGGGUAUCCCGACAUCACCCGCCUCACCAGCAUCGGUCAGUCUGUGGAGGGCAGGGAGUUGUACGUACUGGAAGUUACCAGAGACCCGGGAAGACAUAUUCCAGGCAAACCAGAAUUCAAAUACGUGGCCAACAUGCACGGUAAUGAGGUAGUUGGUCGGGAAAUGUUGUUGCUGUUGGCCAAAUAUCUAUGCCAGCAGUACACCAGCGGCGACGAGAGGAUCCAGAAGAUGUUGAACAACACCAGGAUACAUCUCCUGCCAAGCAUGAACCCUGAUGGAUACGAGAGGAGUAGAGAACGUGACUUUGGCAGUAUAAUUGGAAGAGCAAACGCACACGAUGUGGAUCUAAACAGAAAUUUUCCGGAUCAAUUUGGACCCACUCAGGACAACUCCUUACCUGAGGUGGAAACAGCUGCUGUAAUGAAAUGGUCCCAGUCAAUACCAUUCGUGCUGUCUGCUAAUUUGCAUGGGGGUGCGUUGGUCGCCAACUACCCUUACGAUGGCAACCCUCAUAUGUCCAGCGGCAAGGAAUUCCUCACCCCCGAUAAUGCAGUCUUUGUGCAUUUAGCUCAUGUCUACUCUAAUGCUCAUCACAAGAUGCAUCUCGGUCAGCCUUGUAAGGGAUCACCAAAUGAGAAGUUUCCAGAAGGCAUCGUUAAUGGCGCCAAAUGGUACGUAUUAUCAGGAGGUAUGCAGGACUGGAACUAUCUGCACACCAAUGAUAUGGAGCUGACGCUGGAGCUGGGCUGCUACAAGUUCCCACCUGCUGAAGACCUGCCCACUUACUGGGAGGAUAACAAGGAGGCGUUGUUGAAGUUCAUUGAACAGGUAAAUACAGGAGUGCAUGGUUUUGUGCAUAGUCAUAUAGGACAUGCGCUUGCCAAUGCCACCAUAUCAGUGGCUGGCAUUAAACAUGGUGUCAAAACAGCGCUAAAUGGAGACUUCUGGAGACUGCUGAUGCCUGGAAAUUAUAACAUUACGGCUAGUAAAGAUGGAUAUGAAAGUAUAACAGAGCAAGUGACAGUUCCUGUCAACGGCUCCGUCAGCGUCAACUUCACGCUGAUGGUGGACGACCCGCAACAUUGGUCCUCCGCUUACGACUUCCGUGUACUGGAGAACAUAGUGAACACUAAGUACCACAGCGGGGUGGAGACGUACGCGGCGUUGGCCGAGCUGGAGAACAGGUUCCCUGAUGUGGCGGAGUUUAAAGCUGGAGAUGCACUCAGCACUGCUGUCUUCCAUACACUCAAACUUACUGAUCAGGUUGGAUCACCAGAGGAGACUAAAUUCCGUAUCGCAAUGAUUAGUAAUUUAUACGCAUCACAAGGUUUAGGCCAAGAGCUACUCGUAAACUUCGCUCGUCAUAUAUCAACGGCGUAUACUAUCGGAGAACCAAUACAUCAGAAAUUACUGAAAAACACAGUAUUACAUUUCAUACCAAAUAUCGAUCCUUUAUAUAAAAAUAUAUUAAAACAUUACGAUAAUACAGAUAAGUGUGAAAUAGAAGCGUUAGAAGAAGAAUUCGGUGAUAGCGUAUAUAGUUAUUUAACAAAGAACAAUUUAAAUCCAUUAUCAAAUUAUACGAGGGAAAAAUCAUUUAUACAUCUAUUAGAAAAUGAAAAAUACGAUUUAAUGAUAGAGUUAUCUUCUGGUACUGAAAAUGUGGCAUAUCCUGAUUUAUCUAGACAAAUAUAUGAACAGUUUGCGAAGAAAUAUCAAGAUAAUAGAAGUCCUAGUGAUCGUUACGAAUGCAGUGAGAAAAACGAUCACAUACGUCAUGGAAACUUGAUAGAUUUGGUCUGUGAAAGAUAUAACACCCCGAUAGUGUCAUUAGGAUUGAGUUGUUGCAAGAUGCCAUCGCCUGAUGUCAUCGGAUGGGUGUGGAGAGAUAACUUGCGUGGUAUUAUGAAACUCGUCGAAGUCGCUAAUACAGGUGUAAAAGGUUAUAUAAAGAAUGAGGAUGGACUACCGAUGAGGGAGGCGUCACUAGCCGUGACUGGUGUAGCGCGUCAGUACCGCGUCACACCUAACAGGGCUCACUACCGCGCGUUACUACCCGCUGGUGACUACCGCGUUAUUGUACGCUGUCAUGGAUACCACGAUCAGCAAUUAACAUGGCGCGUUAUAGAGGGCAUUGUGAAGCAAAAAGACAUCGUACUCCGACGUCUGAACGCGGAACACCUGCCUCUAGCUGUUGAUGAACUGCCUCUGGAUGAUGACCCCAACAUCAUAUAUAUCACAGGUUUAGCAUUAGAUUACAGCAGUAAACCGCUAGUGGGCGCUCGUGUGUCGCUGUACCCGCUGACGUCACUGAAGCCGUUGCUAAGCAACGGCAGUGACGUCACUGGUCGCUUUCUGCUAGCUCUGCCUGUUACAUACACCGGCAAAGAAGUAAUGCUGUCUGUUGCCGCUGAUGGCUAUAUAACUAGUACCAGACAUGUCAUGAUAAACAGUGACAACAAGGUGACACCCAACGUACUAUUCAAGCUAGAAAGAGACGACACUGUACUCGGUCUACCUAGACUCGUAUUUGUCAUGGUCGCCGGUGCAGUUGGUGUACUUGUGGUGUUGUCUGCAGCUUGGUGCUUCGGUUGUAGACAGAGGGCGCGAGAGUCGAGGCGCAAUUAUCUCUUCUCUCAGCUGCCUCCUGAUGAUAAACAGCCUCUGUGUGCAGACGCAACAUAUGAUCUAUUACAAAAGCCGUACUACGAUGAUGAUGAUAUACCACCAUCGGAGACAGACUCCGAAGACGAAAUUGUUCUACUCCGUUCUGAUCGUGAGUGGAAACCCGUAGAUCAGCACGACCACUGACCGCUGACCUCUGAUCACACAACUUUUGUAUACGCACAGAGCUCACCUUUGCUCAUACUGAACAUGUGUACACAAUUUUAUCUUACACGGUUAUUUCUGUCACAAAAUAUAGAAACGACAAAGAUCUUGUGACACUUGUCUGACAGAUCAUGGGAAGAAAAACUGACCAAGAGUUCGCUGUCAU
This is a messenger RNA of Papilio machaon (common yellow swallowtail), 4545 nucleotides long. It is a transcript of the gene svr, whose product is annotated as carboxypeptidase D. The transcript has 22 exons. Bases 189 to 4361 code for a protein of 1390 amino acids. NCBI's taxonomy places the organism in Eukaryota, Metazoa, Arthropoda, Insecta, Lepidoptera, Papilionidae. Gene Ontology annotation, molecular function: metallocarboxypeptidase activity; zinc ion binding. Gene Ontology annotation, biological process: proteolysis. The record is from RefSeq and is a predicted model, not a curated record.